UUUGUAUUUUAUUUGCAACUUCCUUGUCCAUGGACACUGCUGUUGACAUCAUCAAACACGUCAUUGCCGAGGCCAAUGCCGACCUACGCGAAAUCUCGCUGUCUAUUCACGCAAAUCCAGAGCUUAGCUUCAAGGAAUUCCACGCCCACAAGCUCCUGACAGAGUUCCUCGAGAAUCGCGGCUACACCGUCGAGCGCACCGUGGCUGGCCUCGAGACAGCCUUUGUAGCCACAUAUGUCUCGCCAGCUGGUCCUGACGGCUUGCAUCUCGGAUUCUGCUCCGAAUACGACGCGCUUCCCGAGAUCGGCCAUGCCUGUGGCCACAACCUGAUUGCCAUCUCUGGUGUCGCCAGCUUCAUGGCACUCACUGCAGCUAUCGACGAACUGAAAAUCGCAGGCACUGUGAAGCUGUUUGGCACGCCAGCUGAGGAAGGCGGAGGCGGCAAGAUCUUUAUGCACAAGGCGGGCGUCUUUGACGGCACGGAUGCCUUGCUGAUGCUGCACCCGGGCGGUGGGUUCGACAUGGGCGGGUAUUCAGGCGCCUGGCACUCACAUGCAAUUCAGUCGCUCAACAUCGAGUACUUUGGCAAGUCGUCGCACUCGGCUCUCGCGCCCUGGAUGGGAGUCAAUGCUGGCAGCGCAGCUGUCAUUGCCAUGAACGCACUUGGCGUAAUGCGCGAGCAACUGCACCCGACGUGGCGCGUCCAUGCAAUCAUCGAGAGCGGAGGAAAGGCGAAUAACGUCGUCCCAGACUAUGCCAAAAUCUCAUGUGGAUUCAGGGCCUUCACUGGCGCCGAACUGGAGACAUUGCGGGGUAUGAUGCUCAAGGUGUUUGAGGCUGGUGCUAUCGCCACCGGAUGCACACACAAGAUUACGAUGGACCACGAGUUACUCGACAACAUCGACAAUCCUGUGCUAGGAGGCUACUACGAGGAACUGAUGCAGGCCAAGUACAAGGUGCCGCCGUUCCACGAAGAUGUCGGUGGAUCCACUGACUUUGGCAAUCUGUCGCACGAUUUCAUUUCGUUGCACGGAAUCUUUCCACUAGUUGGUGUCAAGGCACCGCCGCAUAGUGCACCGUUUGCAGAUGCAGCCAAGACCGAGAGCGCUCAUGAGAACGCGCUGUUUGCUGCCGAAACCAAUGCCCGUACAGCCCUUCGAUGCUUGCUCGAUCCCGAGUUCUGGGCUGCUGCCCAAAAGAGCUUCAAGGAGCGCAAGCCGCCUGGUUCACCCACCGUGUAAAGACCGAUUAUAUACGUUUGGU
Linderina pennispora is the source of this 1263-nucleotide messenger RNA. Its product is annotated as amidohydrolase-like protein. Bases 30 to 1241 code for a protein of 403 amino acids. The transcript has a single exon. Lineage: Eukaryota; Fungi; Kickxellomycota; Kickxellomycetes; Kickxellales; Kickxellaceae. Gene Ontology annotation, molecular function: dipeptidase activity. The record is from RefSeq and is a predicted model, not a curated record.